This is a messenger RNA of Penaeus indicus, 990 nucleotides long. Its product is annotated as putative proline-rich protein 21. The record is from RefSeq and is a predicted model, not a curated record. The transcript is spliced from 4 exons. Lineage: Eukaryota; Metazoa; Arthropoda; Malacostraca; Decapoda; Penaeidae. Bases 1 to 990 code for a protein of 329 amino acids.
AUGCGUCACGUUUCACACCUCAAGCCUUUCGCCUCUUGCCUCACGCCUCUCGUUUCACACCUCAAGCCUUUCGCCUUUCGCCCCACGCCUCUCGUUUCACACCUCAAGCCUUUCACCUCUCGCCCCACGCCUCUCGUUUCACACCUCAAGCCUUUCGCCUUUCGCCUCUCGCCUCUCCCUUUCGCCUCUCGCCUCACGCCUCUCGUUUCACACCUCAGGCCUUUCACCUCUCGCCUCACGCCUCUCGUUUCACACCUCAAACCUUUCGCCUCUCGCCUCACGCCUCUCGUUUCACACCUCAAGCCUUUCGCCUCUCGCCUCACGCCUCUCCCUUUCGCCUCUCGCCUCUCGUUUCACACCUCAAGCCUUUCACCUCUUGCCUCACGCCUCUCGUUUCACACCUCAGGCCUUUCACCUCUCGCCUCACGCCUCUCGUUUCACACCUCAGGCCUUUCACCUCUCGCCUCACGCCUCUCGUUUCACACCUCAAGCCUUUCGCCUCUCGCCUCACGCCUCUCGUUUCACACCUCAGGCCUUUCACCUCUCGCCUCACGCCUCUCGUUUCACACCUCAAGCCUUUCGCCUCUCGCCUCACGCCUCUCGUUUCACACCUCAAGCCAUUCGCCUCACGCCUCUCGUUUCACACCUCAAGCCUUUCGCCUCUCGCCUCACGCCUCUCGUUUCACACCUCAAGCCUUUCGCCUCACGCCUCUCGUUUCACACCUCAAGCCUUUCGCCUCUCGCCUCACGCCUCUCGUUUCACACCUCAAGCCUUUCGCCUUUCGCCUCUCGCCUCACGCCUCUCGUUUCACAACUCAAGCCUUUCGCCUCAUGCCUCUCGUUUCACACCUCAAGCCUCUCGCCUCUCGUUACACACCUCAAGCCUUUCGUCUCUCGCCUCACGCCUCUCGUUUCAAAAUAAACAAAACACAAUUUGCCAGACCUAACAAUAAAGUACUCCUGGUCAAGAAAAAAGACUGUGACCUAUAG